Molecule: messenger RNA, 348 nt
Organism: Mesorhabditis belari
Lineage: Eukaryota; Metazoa; Nematoda; Chromadorea; Rhabditida; Rhabditidae
Source: the annotation of a GenBank genome assembly
AUGGUUGAUGCCGGGCCGAUCGUUGGUGGAAAUGUUUGUAAUGAGGGCACUGAAUGGCAAUGCGAAUGCACGAGAUGUUGGGAACAAUUCGAGGAGAUCCCCGGACUCGAGUGGAUAAGAUUGGGUCUUGACGAGUGCUCGAAAGUGAACGCGAGUCGGCUGGGGGAGAAAUUGGCUGGAUGGUUGAAUGAGGAAUGCGCCUCAUUCGUCUCUUGCGCUUUAUCGCUUCCAAUCGCCUCGUCGCAAAUUCUGAUCGGUCAUUGGGGAUGCGAGAAGAAAAGCACGGAGAUUCGAGUGCUUUUGCUGAAGAAUCGGCACGGCAAUUUGUCUUCUACAGGUCAGAGUUUC